CCCAGCAAUGCAGCCCAUGUUUAGAGAGACUCCUUGGGACCGGGCAUCCGCAGAACAAUGUCUGUUUCUGUUCAAUUCAGAGUGGUUAUUGCACGCUGUUCUUCCCGCUAGGCAGUACGUCUUUUUCACAGCUCCAUUGGGACUAACAGAGGUGAAAGGAAGAGUUGGAGCAUAACACCUCAUCAGAAUCAUGAGACGAACUGGGACAUCAUCUUUCCUCUUCUGCACUCUUCAACUCACAGUGUUGUUGGCAGUUUUCUCAUCUGAAAUGAAAUUUGUUACAGCUGGGAAUUCAAACCCAAGCCUCGGAACAAACUCUUCCAUUGGCAACCAAACUAAUAAGAAGUGUGAUUCAGUGGAUACUGAAUGCAAAGUGGGUGUCAUUCUGCCCAUAUGGUUACCAGAGAACCCAUCUUUUGGUGAUAAACUGGCAAGAGCCACAGUUUACUUUGUGGCCUUGUUUUACAUGUUCCUGGGGGUCUCUAUCAUUGCGGAUCGCUUCAUGGCGUCCAUCGAGGUAAUUACAUCACAAGAGAGGGAGAUCACCAUCAAGAAACCAAAUGGCGAAAAAGUGACAACCACUGUGCGUAUAUGGAAUGAGACGGUGUCCAACCUGACCCUUAUGGCCCUGGGUUCCUCAGCCCCGGAAAUCCUACUGUCCGUCGUUGAGGUGUGCGGUCACAACUUUGACGCAGGUGAUCUGGGCCCGAACACAAUCGUUGGUAGUGCUGCCUUCAACAUGUUCGUUAUCAUUGGAUUUUGUGUUUCUGUCAUUCCUGAUGGAGAGCACCGGAAAGUCAAACAUUUGAGGGUAUUUUUUGUUACCGCCACCUGGAGUAUAUUCGCGUACACCUGGCUUUAUCUCAUCUUGGCUGUCAUCUCUCCGGGCAUCGUACAGGUGUGGGAGGGCCUUGUCACACUGUUCUUCUUCCCAUUGUGUGUUGGGAUGGCCUACGUCGCGGAUCGCAGACUUCUUGUCUAUAAGUACAUGUACAAACGCUACCGCGCAGGGAAACGAAGAGGGGUGAUCAUUGAGACGGAAGGGGAGGCGCAAAUACCUUCAAAGAUGGACAUUGAAAUGGACGGGAAAAUGCUCAACUCAGAGAGCUUCAUGGACGGAGCGAUGGGUUUCGAUGAGAAGGACCUGGAUGAGGAGGAGGCCAGAAGGGAAAUGGUCCGGAUCCUGAAGGAACUGAAACAGAAGCAUCCAGAGAAGGAGACAGAGCAGCUGAUAGAACUGGCCAACUACCAGGUAUUGACACAGCAGCAAAAGAGUCGCGCCUUCUACCGAUGCCAGGCUACCAGGAUCAUGACGGGAGCAGGGAACGUACUGAAGAAGCAUGCAGCAGACCAAGCCAGGAAAGCUGUUGGUGCGUACGAGAUCCGCUCCGAAGUUUCUGAGAAUGACUUUUCGUCAAAGGUCUUUUUUGACCCCGGUACAUACCAGUGCUUGGAGAACUGUGGUACAGUGGCCUUGAAUGUAGUACGCCUGGGUGGGGACUUGACUAACACUGUUUCAGUGGAAUACCGUACCGAAGACGGCACAGCCAAUGCCGGAUCGGACUACCAGUUCACUGAGGGCGUUGUGGUGUUCAACCCCGGUGAGACUGAGAAGGAGAUCCGGAUAGACAUCAUUGACGAUGACAUCUUUGAGGAGGAUGAGCAUUUUCUGGUCCACCUUAGCAACGUGAAGGUCAUAUCAGAGGGCACUGGCUACGUACAACCAAGGGCUAAUCACUUGGACACUUUGGCGGGCCUUGGCCUACCCUGCUCAGCCACCGUGACUAUCUUUGACGAUGACCAUGCCGGGAUCUUUACUUUUGAAGAACCGGUAAUGACCAUAAGUGAAAGUAUCGGCAUGAUGGAAGUAAAGGUUCUUCGUACCUCAGGAGCGCGGGGUCUAGUGGUUGUACCCUACAAGACCAUGGAGGGUACAGCAAAAGGAGGGGGAGAAGACUUUGAAGAUACGCACGGAGCGCUGGAAUUCCAGAACGAUGAGAUUUUCAAAUCUAUACAGAUCAAUAUAAUCGAUGACGAGGAGUAUGAGAAAAACAAGAACUUCUUCCUUGAGAUGGGAGAGCCUCAGCUGCUGGAGAUGAGUGAGAGGAAAGCUGUGUUGCUUCAAGAAAUUGGUGGAUUCGUGAAGACAGACAAAAGGCUUUAUGGCAGGGACGUCUACCGGAAAGUGCAGGGUAGGGAUAACCCUGUCCCUGCCACCAUUAUCAGCCUUGCAGAGGAAGGGGAUGAGGAAGCUCUCUCUAAGAAGGAGGAGGAGGAACGCCGCAUCGCUGAGAUGGGCCGGCCCACCCUGGGGGAGCACGUCAAACUGGAAGUCGUCAUCGAGGAGUCGUAUGAGUUCAAGAACACAGUGGAUAAACUGAUUAAGAAGACCAACUUGGCUCUAUUGAUUGGAACCAAUAGCUGGAGGCAGCAGUUUAUGGAAGCUAUCACAGUCAGCUCUGGCGAUGAUGACGAGGACGAGUGCGGCGAGGAGAAGCUGCCCUCCUGCUUUGAUUACGUCAUGCACUUCCUCACCGUCUUCUGGAAGCUCCUGUUCGCAUUUGUGCCGCCCACCGACUACUGGAAUGGCUGGGCCUGCUUCGUGGUCUCCAUCAGUAUGAUUGGCCUGCUCACCGCCUUCAUUGGAGACCUGGCCUCCCACUUUGGCUGUACCGUGGGCCUCAAGGACUCUGUGACCGCCGUGGUGUUUGUGGCACUCGGGACGUCUGUGCCAGACACAUUUGCCAGCAAGGUAGCUGCAAUCCAGGACCAGUACGCUGAUGCCUCCAUCGGCAACGUAACGGGCAGCAAUGCCGUCAACGUCUUCUUGGGCAUCGGCGUGGCCUGGUCCAUCGCUGCCAUCUACCACAAUUCCAAGGGCAACGACUUCCGGGUGGACCCGGGCACCCUGGCCUUCUCCGUCACCCUAUUCACCAUCUUCGCCUUUGUCGCCGUGGCCGUGCUCAUGUACCGGCGCCGGCCCGAGAUUGGGGGCGAGCUGGGUGGGCCCCGUGGCCCCAAAAUCGCAACCACCUGCCUCUUCUUCAGCCUGUGGCUCAUGUACAUCGUCUUCUCCUCCCUGGAAGCUUAUUGCCACGUCAAGGGCUUCUAACUUCUCUAUAAAGUAUCUGAAAGCAAGAUUCCAAAAGGGAUAAUUAAAAGAUCUAAGAAAGCUUCUGAAAGAUCUUUGAAAGCUUCUUAGUCUUUGAAAGCUUCUAUAAGGUCUAAUAAAGCUAUUCAAAAGUAUUUGAAAGCUUCUAAAAUAUAUUUGAAAGAUUUUUAGUCUUUUAAAGCUUCUAAAAUAAAUUGUAAUGCUUCUAAAAAGAACCACUUUAUUGACAUCUUACGCCAUUGACUUCCAUGUCCCUUUAUCCUAAAUCUAACAUCAAUGACUCUGCAUACCCUUCUCGUCCUAUGCUUAAGCCAUCUACUGCCACAUCCAAUACAUCCGAAGCAUCCACUACUACAACUAAGGCCUCUAAACCAACACCAGCCGGAUGGUGGCCCAAAAAUAGGGAUUUUUAAAAUUAUUUUUAACUAUUCAUUUAGUGUUUGUUCUCUAGCUCCUUCAAUCCUGUUGUUGCAGCUUUAUUUUAAAUGGAAGCUAUCUGUUGACUUUCAUUGGAUCAAGACUCCUAAGGCUGUGUAUCCAAAAUGUACUUUCAGAUGAAGCAAAAACGUGUGCUUGUUUGGUUAUACAGAACACAGAACAUCAAAGCUGGGCAUAAAAGUGCUGCUGGUUGGCGUCCACAAAUUCUGUUCAGUGCCCCCCCCCACAAAAAAAAGACAAAUUUGUCAUAAUAUUCCUGUAGCCAGAAAUGUGAGUGAUUGUUUAAAUGCAACGAGUAUAUGGGUGAAAAAUGCAUAGUUACUUAUGUAAAAACUUGAAAGAGGCUAUAGCUCAUUUUAUGUCUACACUGUACUGUUGCAGUGAUGACUGUACCUCUAAUAUUACAGAAACUAAAAACUAAAAAACAAAUUCUUAUGGGUUUAGUCGGGGUCUCAACUCACUGUUGAGGGUUAGAAUAAAGAAUACACAAGAUGCAAUUUAGAAAUGUGCUUGUGCAUCAGCAGUCACUCAAUUAGCCCAUUUCAGCUAAAUGUUUUUUGAUUGGUAAGUCAGUGGCCAGCUAUCUAAACUUGUAGUAAGCAUGGUUGAAUUACCAACCGGGUGGGGCCCUUUGGUCAUCAGUUAUCAUAUUAAAACUGCUAACAUUUGCAUCCACCCUAUGGUAAAAUGUGUAGAAUUUCAGGAAAUUAGCUGUAAAACUGCUAAUUGUUUUCUCCAGUCCAUGGCAAAAUGAGUAGAAUUGCAUGAAAUGAGUUAUAAAAUAAAAAAUAUGUUCUCUCUGCCCAGUGGCAAAAUGUGUAGAAUUGCAGAGAACAUGCUUUAAAACAGCAACAUUUUCUCUACACCCCAUGGCAAAGUGUGUAGAAUUGCAGGAAAUUAACUUUAAAACUUCAAAUGUUUCUCUUCGCUGUCACAGGGGUGCUUUGCUGGCGGGGGGUGGUAUGGAUGUGGGUACGCAGACCCACGAACCACUGCAGCCCCUCAUGAUGAGUUCCGUUGUCCAUCCCUGUAGUAAACUAUCAAGAUCUCCAACACAGAGACUGCUAAUCCCUUUAUAUAUGUGAUGUCCAUAGCAUCUUUCAUUUGGUCUGUUAACUAUCACAGGUGACAGACAAAACAACACAAACACUUCUUUCAUAGAAAAGUCAUCAAAAAUGUCUUGCGUGUCAAGUUUUGUCAUACGUUGUUGUUGAUUCUUUAUCCAGGUGUGCGGCGAUGUUCACUUUAGCGCUGUGGUAAGCAUAGUGUGCUUGUGUUAACUCUGACUGAAUAAUCCUCAAUGUUGGAUUAUCAAUGUGCUAAUUGUAAACUAUAUGCAUGAGUGUAAACAUAACUGUAUAUCAUAAGCCGUAGUUAUCAUUAACAUUAGGGGACACAUUUUAAUAAUGAGUAGUAAUGGAUUUGGGUUCAUUGAGAUUGUUUUUGUGUGUUUGCUCCAAGAACAAUGUUAUCUGAAAGACUACAAUUCUUUAAAGUAAUGUGAACAAAUAAUUUAUUAUUUGUAUGAAAGGCAAUAUCUCAUACUCUUCUGUUGAUUAAAUGGGUAUUUGUCCAAAACUAUAUUGCUCUGCUUGAGUUUGCUGAUGUCAAGUUUGCGGAAAAUACGAAGCAGUACUUUGUCUGUGUUAUCUGGUUUUGUAUAUAGUGUACAGUGUUGUCAAAGUGAGGUAGUUGGCCUCAAUGUUGAAAAUAUAAGAUUCAAGCUAUUUAUUUUCCUACCCUUUGGGGACACAAGAAUAGCUAAUGUUGCCUUCCAGGGGACCCACGUUUGAAUUGACGUUCUCCCCUCUAUUUUUCUGAAUGAGUCUGGGUGGUUCUUGUCCUUGUUGAGGUAUUUUGAUCCUUUCUUGCGAUGGAAGUUGUCUUGUCGUCAAUACAUUCAGGGGCCAAAACGGAUACUACAUACCUACUACAGAGUGAAUUCAGCCAAAUCUAAAAGAAAUAAGCAUCACUUUACCAGUACUGUAUGAAUGUAUGGUAUUGUAACUUCUUGCACAGUUUUGACUAGUUUAAACAAAACAAAAGUAAUCCAGCCCAAUUCUUUCUCUCACAUUAAGAACAUUGAUUCCCUAUUAGGACAGCUGAUGCAUAAAAAAUAGCCAUAUUAUGGCUUCUGUUUAUUUCACUUUUCUCAUUGUCCCUAUUGGUGAUGUCACACACAUUGACAAUAUUGUAUUGAUUCACUCUUCCUCAACUUGUCACAAGCCUAGGCCCACCUCUAGACGAAUUGUUCUAUGUAUUAACAUUGGUUAUACAUACUGUAUAGCCUUGUCCCCUUCUGUAACUGUGCUGUAGCCAACUUUCUAUUCUUCCAUCUUUUUCAAGCUAUAUAUACACUAUAUAUACAAAAGUAUGUGGACACCCCUUCAAAUUAGUGUAUUUGGCUAUUUCAGCCACACCAGUUCCUGACAGAUGUAGAUAAUCGAGUACACAACCAUGCAAUCUCCAUAGACAAACAUUGUCAGUAGAAUGGCCUUACUGAAGAGCUCAUGUCACAUGUCACAUGUCACCGUCAUAGGAUGCCGACUUUACAACAAGUCAGUUCGUCAAAUUUCUGCCCUGCUAGAGCUGCCCCGGUCAACUGUAAGUGCUGUUAUUGGGAAGUGGAAACAUCUUGGGGCAACAA
Molecule: messenger RNA, 6197 nt
Organism: Oncorhynchus gorbuscha (pink salmon)
Lineage: Eukaryota; Metazoa; Chordata; Actinopteri; Salmoniformes; Salmonidae
Product: sodium/calcium exchanger 1-like
Exons: 11
Coding region: 191-3112 (973 amino acids)
Biological process (GO): sodium ion transmembrane transport; cell communication; calcium ion import across plasma membrane
Cellular component (GO): sarcolemma; postsynapse; axon
Molecular function (GO): calcium:sodium antiporter activity
Source: RefSeq, a predicted model, not a curated record